AGGGCUUCAGCCAUUUUGCAUUUGAGUUCAUCUCCAUUGGCAAGUUGGAAGUUCGCAGAAGAGGAGAGAUUAAAAUACACCAAAAAAAUUUUUUUUUGUGAGAAAAGUUGGGUGGAAAAAUUGUUUGAGAAAAUCCCCGUGAACUCUUGCAUCUCAGCUUGUGAUUGGUUUGAAAAGUGCCAGGCAGUGCCGAGAGUGCUCGUCAGAGCUUUGUUCAAGUGGAAAAAAGUGGUGUUUUUCAUUCGGGGUCAGAGGAAAAGGCGCUUUUACUAUUGUGAACCCGAUCGAAGAGAAAAAAAUUUCUCGCUGCAGGAAUGUCGCCGAUAGUGUGAUUGUGUGACUUAUUUUUCCUCUGCCAAAAGCUACCUUUUGCUUUGGGGAAAAAAGAUCUGGCCCAUAGUGAAAAAUUUUCAAAAAGUUCACACCGAAAAAAAAGUGGAAGAGAUUUUUGUGCGAGAGAGAAAAAAAUUCCGGUGACGGGAAAGGUGAAAAAAAUUAGUGAGAGAAAACUUCUUUUCUUUUUCUGGGUGAAAAAAAAAAGUUUGUCCAUUUGAGGGUGGAUGAAAAGACAGGAAAAAUGAAAAAGUGACUUCGUCAUUUACAUAUUUUUUUUUUGAGGAGAGCGAGAGAGAGAGAGAGAAGGGUUCGAAAAGUGCCGUGCUGAGAGAGCAAGUGCGAGAGGCGAUAAAAAAGUAAAGCAAAAAAAAAUCAUUGAAGAUUUUUUUUUAGUGUUUGGUAAUUUUUGUGAUUAUUUUUGUCCCUUUAAAAAAAAGAGCGAAAAGGGCAAGUCAUCUGCAAAGUUUUGUGUACACGAGUUUUUCGGGAUAAAAAAAAUUAAUAAAAAUAAAUAAAUAAAUAAAGUGGUGUUCAAGAGGAUCGUCAGUUGAGUCAACAAGCGUCGUAAGCGACAGUGGAUUUUAAAAAGUUCGUUGCGAAGGAUCUUUGACCGGAAAAAAGUAUUAAAGUUGUUAGUUUCUGUUCUAAUAAGAAAAAAAAGAAUAUAAAAAAAAUUGUUCGCCAGGAGUAAAGGUAAAGCGCGAAAAGGUUCUCAAACUGGACUCAAACACGGACUCUGCUGUUAAAGCAAUGGGAAACAACGCCGCGACGGCGAAUAAGAAAGUUGACGCUGCCGAGAGCGUCAAGGAGUUCCUCGAUCAAGCUAAAGAGGAAUUCGAGGAGAAGUGGAAGCGCAAUCCCACAAAUACAGCUGCCCUCGAUGAUUUCGAUCGCAUCAAGACAUUGGGCACCGGCUCCUUUGGCCGUGUCAUGAUUGUCCAGCAUAAGCCAACAAAGGAUUAUUUUGCAAUGAAAAUCCUGGAUAAACAGAAGGUGGUAAAGCUGAAACAGGUGGAGCACACACUCAAUGAGAAGCGUAUCCUUCAAGCCAUCUCGUUUCCAUUUCUCGUCAGUUUAAAAUAUCAUUUCAAAGACAAUUCAAAUUUGUACAUGGUGCUGGAGUAUGUGCCAGGCGGUGAGAUGUUUUCACAUUUGCGCAAAGUAGGACGCUUUUCUGAGCCCCAUUCGCGCUUCUAUGCGGCCCAAAUUGUUCUCGCAUUUGAAUAUUUACACUAUCUCGAUCUCAUUUAUCGGGAUUUGAAGCCUGAGAAUCUACUUAUUGAUAGUCAGGGAUAUCUCAAGGUGACAGAUUUUGGUUUUGCCAAGAGAGUUAAAGGGCGCACGUGGACAUUGUGUGGUACACCAGAAUAUUUGGCACCUGAAAUAAUUCUCAGCAAAGGAUACAAUAAGGCAGUGGAUUGGUGGGCACUUGGGGUGUUGGUGUAUGAAAUGGCAGCUGGGUAUCCGCCAUUCUUUGCCGAUCAACCAAUUCAAAUCUAUGAAAAGAUUGUUAGUGGCAAAGUGCGGUUUCCCUCACAUUUCGGCUCAGAUCUGAAGGACCUCCUCCGUAAUCUCCUUCAGGUGGAUCUAACAAAGCGCUAUGGGAACCUUAAAGCUGGUGUCAAUGAUAUUAAGGGGCACAAGUGGUUCGCAUCAACAGAUUGGAUUGCAGUUUUUCAGAAGAAAAUUGAAGCGCCUUUUAUACCACGAUGCAAAGGACCAGGUGACACAAGCAAUUUCGAUGAUUACGAAGAGGAGGCGCUCCGGAUCUCAAGCACGGAAAAAUGCGCCAAAGAAUUUGCUGAAUUCUAAAAAAAAACAAAGACCUUACGCCGUACACCAUACGAAGAGAAGAAACAAAAAAAAACUUUAUGUGCUUUUUAUCAUUUUAUAAUUUGUUCUUUUGCCAUCCACAAACACUCUUUUUUGAGUUUUAUCUCCUUUCUUUUUUUGUUGUUGCCUGUUGCUGUCCAAAGAAAGAGAAUUAGAGAGAAAAAAAAAGAGAUGAAGUACACACAGAUGAUAAUCAUGCAAUACCUUCACCUAUUUAUUAUCUUAUAUAACAAGAAUUUUUUAAAAAAAAAGUCAUUUUAUUUGUCACUUUUUAAACUAAAGCUGAUUUUUUUGUAAGUUUAAAAUAAAAAAAGACCUUUUAUAAACUCUAAUUACAAAAAAAUUCUGACCUAUAACACUAAUUGCUGAGACUUUUUUCUACCUCUCCCAAAGAUUUUUUCUUGACUUUUGAGUUUUCUUUCCCAUUCCCUCAAUUUUUUUUGUCCAGUCUUCCGCUUUAAAAAAAAGAAAAGCGAGAAGAAAAUGCAGAGUUUUCCACAAAGAAAGAAAAAAAAGAGAGAACUCAAGACAAAUGUAAAAAAUAAAAGGAAAUGGGAAGAUGAAAAGAGAUUGUAGUAAAGCGGAGAGGAAGAAAUGAAGAUAAUUUUAAGGAGUUAAUUCAUAAAUGAAAAGUAAAUACACAACCAUCAAAUUGGGAAGAAGAGAGAAAAGAAAGUGUAGAUAUAUCGCCAAAAUAGAACAAUAGCAAGAAUGGGAAAACUCAUCAAAUCUGGCCAAAUCAUCUUAUCAUUCUUCAUCAUCAUUAUCACCAAUCAUGAUCAUCGCGACGUGCUCCACCAGAACAAAAAAAAAUAAAUGAAACAAUAAUAAAACAGAGUAAAUUCAACUGUGCGUGCUCCAAAUAGAACAUCCAACUCAACGCAGGAUUUUCAUCGUGGAUUCACAGUUGCAAAUUUGCGGAUGAAUUUGUGGAUUAAAUGCAGCAAAAUAUUAAACAGGUCUCAUCGAUUUGUGACUAUUUUCGUUCGUCAUCUCUUCAUUAUCCAUUCAACAAGUGACAUUCGAAAGGCGCAGUGCAAUUGUAUUUCGGGGUUGGAAAAAAAACAUGAGACAAAUGGAAGAAAAUGAGAGGAAAGCAGUAAGACUGUCAUCAUCUUGUAGAAAUUUAAAAAAAGGGAAAAGAGAAAAAGGCAAAAAAAAUGAUUAAAAUCAGGAAAAUGAGCUUCAAAACCAUUAUGGUUUUUUUUUAUAUUCAAAAAAACAAAGAGUAAAACAAGAAACAAAAUAAUAAGAUUUAAAGAAAAAAGAAAAGAAACUGUGGAUUUAUAUUUUAUCUAUAUGAUAGUUCCCUCUUUACACUAUUAAAAGUGUUUUUUUUUGAAUAUUACAUUAUGUAGAGAGAUAAAAAAUUAAUUUCUAUGAAAGCAUAAUUUUAUUUACCUAACAAAAUAACAAGUAUUUUGAUUUUUUCUGUUUUUAGUCAAUUGAUUUUUUUAAAUUAUUUGUAUAUAAAUCAGUAUAACGGAAUAUAUUUAAUCGAAAUAUCACUUGAUUAGUUUAGGUGAAUUUAUGGAAUUAGAUUUUUUUUGUUUAGAAAUUUUACCAUUGAUUUUAUUGAGAGGAAAAAUUUUUUUUCUGUGUAUUUAACAGGAGGAAAUAUCUAUAUUGAACAUAGAUUUUUCCACUAAUUUUUUUCAUUACAAAAUAUCACUUUACAAAAAGAUAAAAAAAAAAAGUAAAAGAAAAUAAUGCACAUUUUAUAUAGAGAAUAGGUAGUUUUAUGAGGAAAUUAUGGAAUUUGUCAUAUUUCUUUUUUCGAUAUAAAAAGAUUUAAAUAAUAAAAUAGGUGAAUUAAUACAGAAAAUAAAAAUAUUUACAUGAAUGCGUGUGAAAUUCAAAUAAUACGAAAUCAAUUUGUUGAUAAAAAUAUUCUUUGAGUGAAUAUCUUUUUUAUUUUCGUUGUAAACCUGCAGUGAAGAAAAGCCCUGGUGUUCUGUUUCACAUUUCUCUGAUUUAUUGUUUUAAACAAGAAUGAGAGAAUGUGAAAAAAAUACAAACUAGUAAGAAGGGAAAAUUCAUGAAAUUAUAUUGAGUGAGAAUAUGAUAAAAAAGGACUUGCUAGAGAAUAAAAAAAAAGAUUUAAAAUGAGGUUUUAUUUUUAUUGUUCUAUUGUGAAGGUGAAAAGUUGAAAGAAUAUUUUUUUUUCCAAAAGAAAAAAUUAUAUUUGUUGAGAGAUACAGAGUUCUUCAGUAUUUGAGGAAGAACUUUACUGAGAUACUGUAGUUCUUCUUCCAAUUUAAGAACAGAAGCUGAGUAUUUAUUCAACAAAUAAUGUUUUCUUUCUAAAGUAGGGUGUGUGUAAUCUUUGACUGCAACAAUUAUUUAUUUUUCUCUUUAUAUUAUUUUUCCCCUUUAAAGUAUUUUCAAUUCAGACUUGAAGAAUUGAACAAAAUAUUAUUUAUGUCUGUUUUUUUUUUCCUUUAGUUCUCGUAUUUUUACUAUAGGUGAAGUGUCUUCUAAUCGCGAUUUGGUGAGGAAAAUUUAAUGCUUUAUGGUGAAUCCAAAAAAAAAAAAUUAAAAAAUAAACUAUGUAUAUUUUUGAGUUGUUAUUAAUCUAUUGUUUGACAAAAAAUACGAAAAGUUUUGCAAAAAAAAAGAGAUACAAAUAUAAGUGUCUUGUAAAUAUUUACUAUAAAGCACUAUUCACAUGAACUUAAAUAUUUAACUGCGAAAAAUAUUUUAGUUUCAGCGGAAUGCUCUGAUUGGCUAAGGCUUUGAAUGCCUUUAAAGUUCUAGCCAAUCAGAAAAAUCUGUGGAACUUGUAUAUUUUGUGGAAAUAAAUAUUUAAAUACGUGUGGAUAGAGUAGGCGAUACGCACGGAUUUUUUUCCAGUAAAAUUAAAGUUUCAUAAAAAACACUGCGAAAAUUCUAGAAAACUGCAUCUCAUUCGUGCACCGAUGCUCGAUGAUACGAGUGAGGGCAACAAAUAAUAUUUACGCCAAAAACAUCCGUGCAUAUCGACUAACAUUAUUAUUUUGUGAUUAUUUAUGUUAGAUUGAUUUUAGUUUCAUUCUAUUUAAAUUUUCAUUCAUUUCUCGCAAUGUGCAAUUGAACAUUGUGCAGUACAAAAAACAAAAAAAAAAAACAGUACGUUGACUGAAUUUUGCAAUAACUGACAUUAUUGAUUUUCCUUUUUUUUCACCAACUGCAUACAUUACACAUGCAGCAUAUUUGCCCAAAUAGUCACUACAAUUUUUCUCUCUAAUUUUUUUUUCUGUGAAAUACAACAAAAAAAUUAGAACAAAAUAUGCAAAGACUCAUUAAAAGUACCCAUGGAAUGUGAGUAUGAAGAGGAAAAUUACAGAAUAACAAAUAUAUCUUCCGAAACAUUUAUUAUUUCUUCUCAUAUUUCGCGACAAAUUAGAAUUUUCGUUAAAUAGGGGGUCAGGAAAAAAAACGAAAGAUAUAAUGGUGUUUCUAUUUUAAGACUUGAAAUCAUUUAAUUUUCCCAUUUGCUCAUGUGUGCUGAGCAGCAAUGAAAAAUGUCAUGUGGUUGCGAGAUUCCUCUUUCUCCUAAAUCUACAUUUUAGAUAAAUUAUGAUCAUUUUAAAACAAUUUUCUUUCUAGAGAUACUUAGAUAAUUUUAUUCGUCGCCUUAGGAAUGUUCCACAGACUUUUCUCAAUUUGUAGAAGUUUCACAGUAAUAAAUCUUUGCCAUUUGAAAUAUGUCCACUUGCUUGUAAAACUGAUAUUCAAGUAAUGUUAAAUAAGUUCCACAGUUGUGAGUCUUGCCGGGUAAAGGAGCUGUCAAUCGGCCCUUCAGAAUCUAAACAAUGACCCAAGUAUCGAAUAAGUUCCACAGUCGAGACACUCCUGUUGGAAAUGAGACUUUGAUGUGGAACAGUAAAAGUCGAUACUGGCUCUCAGAAAGUCUAGUAUCCAGUAUAAACCUACUGAUCGAGUACUGGCACUACAUUAUUUUUUGGUGUGAGCUACAAGCUAAUUAAUGAAACACGCUGCUGUUUAAGUCACGAAAGUGGAAUUGCGAAUGUGGAAAUUAUUCAAAAUUCGCAAACUAAGUAAGGAGCAUCCACUGAUCUUGAGAAUCUUACCCGGCCUUAGAUCAUGCCGAGAUAUCUCAAUUUUUAAUGUCCCAUACAAUGGAGUAAGUUCGGAAUUUGUUCAAGAGCUCAUGACCUUUUGAUUAUUAGCGUGAUGUGUUCUAUUUUAUGGUAGAAAUAUUGAGUACGUUCUACUAGGUCAGAAUAUACCACAGCCAGUUAACUGACACAAUAGAUCAAAGAAUGUUCAACAUAUUAUUAUUAUUAAUCGUAUCGAGAUAUUUGUAUUACGAGAUAAUCAUUUUACAAUAUGGGAAUAUCUACUAAGUUCAGUUGUAGGCCACCCAGGAACGCCUUGUCGUAAUGUGGAUGCUUUUUUCAUGCUCCCAGACUUGUUGGCGGUUCAGAUCUUUGCACCGGGUGGGACUCGAAUUCCCAACAACUGUGGGUCAACCACGAGAUCUAUCUGCCCAAGAGCCAGCGCUCUUACCCAUUACGCCACUGAGAUCAUCUGUUCAACAUACAGUAGACUCUCUCUCAAUCGGGAAUUUGGGGCAAAAUGUCAUCCAGAUUAUCGAUAGAUUUGGGCGUCAGUCAUUAUAAAUUCCACAAAAAGUGCUCAAUUAUAAAGAAUCAUGAUAAGAGGAACCACAGCGAAUUUCAGCAAAUUAGCUUCAUAAUUAAACGUGAAAAUUGCCAACAAAAUUUUUCGCCCGAUCGAAAGAGCCAAUUGAGCGAGAGUCUACUGUAGAAAGAUUGUGGUGUUCAGUUUCAUAAUCCGUUUUAAACAUUUUUGUAACCAGUGUCCCGAUUGUGGAACUGGUUAAUAUUGUAAUAUUAUUUCGAAUUCAAAUCUGGGACCAAGUACUGAAUAUGUUCCACAUUCGCGAAGGGACAAAACACUCGUUUUGGGACUUAGACUUAGUGUGGAAAUUGAAAGACAAUUUUCGAAUAAACUUAAAAAUGAUCGGUAGAAAAUUUGGUCAGAGCAUUCGCCUACACAGCUAAAGGUCUUCAGUUCAAGCCUGAAUGGAGGCAGAAAUUUUUCCUUUUUUUACUCUGGGAAAAAAUAGGGAGUGAGUGUUACAUGCUCUUACUUCCGAUAUUAUGUACCAAGUUUAAACACUAAUAACUUUCGAUCUUUCGAUUUUUCAAUGAUCUAAGCCACUUAAGUUGCACAAUUGAGCAGGUUUCACAAUUGAGACACUCCGGUUGGAACUUAGGCGGUGAUGACAAUAUGUCCCACACUUUUUUCUUUAUUUUCAACCGUAACUCCCUAAUGAAGUCGUGGGCUUAGGGCACCUAGUUCAGGCAUACACGUGAAAUCUUCGAUGAGAUCCUGAAUUUAUUUCAGCCGCCUUGUAUUAGGCUUUAAAAUGAAUUGUUCCACACUUGGUUAUCUGAAUUGGAUAGUAGAUACGAAUACCCGUUAAAGCUCAGAUCUUGAUGUCAGAUGGCUUGGUCAUCAAGAAGUGUCAAACUAAAUACCUAGUCAGACGCUCUUAGGCAGCAAAUUCUUUUCUACAUUCUUGCCGCUCAGAUCUUCAGGUCCAUGAAUGUGGAACAGAACAUAUUCCACAUUCGUGACAUUAUUUUUCAUUCUGUUACAUUAUUUUCGUCAGUGCAUGAGACUCUCUCGAUAAGAGGGGUAUCUGUGUACUUGAAUCAAGAUGACCGAAAAAAGGAAUAUGUUCGACAUUCGAGACACAUUCGUUGGAACUUUAACACUAAACCUACCAUUACCCGGGCAAAUUGACCGGUUUAAAAUUAACACAUAUUUAAACGGCACUAUGUAACUAUCAAACUUUAUGAAUUUCCUAAAAUAUGCAUAUAAUAUAUUUUUCAGUGUUUAAAUUUUAAUUUUUUCCUAUUUUCCAAGACAAAUUUGUUGAGUGUCCUAUUCUGCCACGGUUUGUCAUUUGAGCGAAAAACGACCGAAAACGGUCGGUAGGUUUAGUGUUAACUAAUAGGUAUCUCUGAGUUUAUUUGGUAUCGAGUUAUCACUAUACUUUACAAUCUGAAUUUAUGAUAAAAUCACUUCUUGAUUAGAAAGUGCUCUAUAAAUGGUUUUUAGGAUUUUAAAUGUUAUACAAGUUCCACACUCACAACAUUUCAUUUGGGACUUAAAUUAUAAUAUUGAUCAUUAAUAAUCAAUAUGGUUAGUUUCUACAAGCAACCGUUGACUCUCUCAAAAUAUUUUCGUUGCAACUUUAACAUAGGUAUACCUAAGUUUGGUAUCAAAUAUUCCCUUUGGAAACUAAAUUUCGGCUCCUGGAUUAGCAAAUGCUCUAUAAGUAUCGCUUAGAAUUUUCAGUGUAAACAAGUUCCACACUCUCAAUAUUUCUUUUGGGACGAUAACAGUAGUGUUGGUCAUUUGUGAUUCUGGUGUUAAGUUUCUACAAGCAAUUGUUGACUUUCUUGAUCAGAAGAAGCAGCAUACUUGAAAUUCGAAUAUCGAAGCAUUAAACAAGUUCCACAUCCGAGACAGUUCCUUUGGAACUUUGGACCUCUCCUUGAUUAUCAAAUGCUUCAUUAGUAGCGCUUAGGGUUCUAUGAGUGUAAAUAAGUUACACACUCACAACAUUACUUUUGGUAAUAAACAAGUUCCACAGUCGAGACACUUUUGCUACUAAGUAGACGGUGGUGUAGAACUUUGAUUAUCUGAUUUAUCAGUCUUGGUAAUUGUACCCUUCUACUGAGAUUCUCUGGAAGUAUAGCAAUUGGACCCAAGUAGGAAAGCGAAAACAAAUCCGUAAGAAACAUUUCAGUAAAUAUUUCACAGAUAAAAAAAUGAGAGAAAAUCUAUGCAAACCCUCUUUGCAUUCUCCACUGGAAAGAAGAUGAAAUAAUUUGCAUAUUUAUGCAAGUGUACUGUAUGUAGGUACAUAACAAACUUUUGUUCUAUGUCUCCUUAUGCAUAAAAAUGCAAAGUUGUAGAAAUCAGCAAAAGAGAAAAGGAUAGCUUAAAGACAGAGACUUUACACGAAGAAAACCUGACUGAGACGUACGAUUAUUUUUUUUGACUUUUUUUUUUUUUAAAUCAUCUAUAAGUUUUUUCUUUCUUUUCACCGUGAACAUUUAUGUGAAAUCAUAAAAGGACAUGAGAUAAUUUAAGUAAAAAAAAGAGUUCAUUGUGCAGUAUAUUCUUUUUUGGUUCACAAUCUUGUUUGUGUGUUUAGUUUAAGAAGCCGCGCAUUUAUAAUCCGCAAUAUUAAAAUAUUAUUAAUGAAAAAAAUAGAUAAUAUUAGCAAAAUAAUUAAACAUUACAAAAUAAUACAACAUAACAUGAAGUGUAAGAAACACAGAAUAAGAUCACUUGAAAGAGAAACAGUAACUGUUCUGCAAAAGACCCAUUAGUUAUAUAAAAUGUUAGGAUGAGAGAAUUAAAAAAAACCCAGAAAAUCAUCAUAAAUGGUAAUACAAUUUUAGGUAAAAAAAAAAGAAGAAAUCACACAUACAAUUUUUGUAAUAGACAGAGGAAAUAUUUCGUGUCGUAAUAAGAUAAGAAAGCUAAGAAAGGUGAAAAGUAAAAAUAACAUGAAUUAGAGGAGUAAUAAAAAAAGAAAAUCCUUUUCGUUAGAUGAUGAAAAAUAAAUAAUAUGAAAAUGAUAGUACAUGAAAAAUUCAUAUUUAAUACAAGAAAAACUACACCAAUUAAAUUAUACAUAAUCGAUCGUCAAUACUUCAUUUUCAUUGUUAAGGGUACAAGCACAAAAGAAAAUUUUCACCAAUUUUUCCAUCAAUACACAAAAUGAAAAAAACACCAUUACUUUUUAUCACAAAGAAGAACACCCAUUUAAAUGUUCUUUAAACGUAAUGUAAAAAUUGAAAAAAAAUAAAUAAAUAAAAAAUUUGAGACGCUUUUCAAAUCUAUUUUUGUUGAAUUUUUUUUCUCAAUUUAGAUAAACUCUAAUGAUACAUUUAAAAAAAAACCUAUUAGGAUAUAUAGUCAUGAAUAAAAAAAAGAAAACCUAUAUGAAGAAAAUCCUUUUGGAAAUCAUAAUUGUGAGAAAAAUAAAAAUUUUAGUAUAAAAAUUACUUAGACAAAGAAAUGAAUAUAAACUUAAAAAAAUGACAAACAAUCUUUUUAGAUCUGCCUGAAUAAAAUAAAUUAAAAAGAAGAAAAAAAUAUGAAAAAAUAUAUUAUUAAAAAAAAUUGAUAUAGUGCGUAUUUGAGCAAAUGUACGAAGUAACAAAUUGAAAAAAAAAUCCUUCGAUAUUUUCCAUUUUCAAAAUGUUCAGAAGAGAGAGAAAGAGUGAUAGAGAGAGAGAGAGUGAAAAAAAGAAUAACGCGUAAGAAAGUCUUUUUAUUUUCAAAAUAAAAUUUUGUAUUAAAAAAAUUUCGCAUUCUUUAGUAACACUUCUCACCACAAAAAAACACUCUUUUAUCACUAUAAGAGAUUAAUAAAUUAGCAAAAUAUAUUUGCAAAUGUAAAUAGCGAAAUAAUUUCAUUCAUCAAAUUAAACAACAACAAAAAAAAUUAUUAAAUUAUUGUCAUUAUUGCCCUGUUAUCAUGAUUAAAUUAAGAGAAAAAAGAAUCAUCUGAAAAAAAAAGAAAAUUAGAGAAAUGUGGAAACUAAUAGAGGUUUUAAAAAUUUUGAUUUAUAGGUUUGUGAAAGGUGUAAAAACAAAUAUUAAAAAAAAGCUUAAUUGAGGAAAGAAAAAAUAGGAAAUGUGAAAUAAAAACACUUUAACAUAAUGUAAUGUGUGUUUAAACUCUAAACUAUAAGAAAAUGAUGAAAAAAAAUAUACAAAUACUUUAUUAAAAGAAAAUAUUAUUAACUAAAGAUUAAUGAAAGAAAAAUAAAGUCUACUACAAUAGAUGAGGGAACCCAAGAAUACCUUAUUAAUGAUGAAAAAAAAUCUUAGAAAAAAAAUCGUGUGUGAAGGAACCAAUUCAUUAAAAUUCUAUUUAAAAAAAAGAAAA
This is a messenger RNA of Phlebotomus papatasi, 11119 nucleotides long. RefSeq names its product cAMP-dependent protein kinase catalytic subunit 1 (gene Pka-C1). Gene Ontology annotation, molecular function: ATP binding; cAMP-dependent protein kinase activity. NCBI's taxonomy places the organism in Eukaryota, Metazoa, Arthropoda, Insecta, Diptera, Psychodidae. Gene Ontology annotation, biological process: peptidyl-serine phosphorylation. Gene Ontology annotation, cellular component: nucleus; cAMP-dependent protein kinase complex. The transcript is spliced from 2 exons. The record is from RefSeq and is a predicted model, not a curated record. The coding region runs from base 1087 to 2148 and encodes 353 amino acids.